CAGCGCUAAGAGUUGCACAUGUUCGUAUUUCUUGCAUAUAAAAGUUGAAAUAUAUUGAAAGGUUUGCCAAUUAUUGGCACCUAAUAUUUGAGAAUAAUAAAUGUACAUAUUUUAUACAAAUGUAAAAUAUGUAAGUCGUAUUUUCAAAGCUUGGCUGCAUGAAAAUAUGAGCUGUGAAAAAUAAAUUGUGAAUGUAAAUCUUGUAAUUUACGUCAGUUCGCUGCGUAAUUUGACUGUAGACUCGGUUUUAAAUAAAAUAUGGAUGAAGCAAAGCAGCAAUCAUUCAAACCACCAACAACAAUGCCAACUUCUGGGCAGGGCAAAGCCAAAAACAAUAAAAUGCCGAUGCCUUCGUCUACGCCGUCGUCUGCACAGUCACUUGAUACAGAAGGAUCAUUGCCUAGGCGAAUCAUCAAUCAAAUACCAUUAGAUUUUAAGAAACUAAAAGAUGCAGGCUUGCAUAGAAAACUGGCAGUGGCGUUAAGCACACAAAAUGUGCUCGGAACAGAAAGUAUUGCAUCAGAAACAACAAAAGCGUCGCCAUCAAACUCUGUAAUUCUGUCCACAGCAGCGCCGACAAAUGCGACAACGCCUGCAACACAUACACAAACACGCAUACAAGGAAAGCAACAAUGCGAGGAACAGAAUGCUGCAAACCAUAUCGGGAAUAAUAAGCCGAUGUCUAGCACUGAACAAUCGUUAUAUAUUAAAAGGCUAAUAAAAAAUAAAAUUCUGAACAAAUCUGCACAUUUGGAGCCACAACAGCAACCAAAACGGGCGCCAGCAGCUACGGCAAAAACAGCAUCGACAAGCUUGGGACCUACAAGCCAUCGUUCUGGCCAGUCAAGUGGCUUCUCAGGGCCCAUAGCCAAAGCCGACUUAGCGGUACGUUCCAAGCCGCCGUUGUUGCUCAAUUUGGUGAAUCAAUUGCCCAGACAGCGUGCAAAGUGUGGAAGUAUACAAUCACCGCAAAAGAGGCAGUCAACGCCAGCACGAGCGUCAGAUGUAGACAUUUCAAUAAAUCGAGCAUCUUCACCAGCUCGAACAGUAUCGGCUGCACCAGCACCACAAACACCAGAAGCUGCACAUCAGCCAAAAUCUCCGCCGCCGCUGAUUGUACUGGAGAACAAGGUGCUGGCCCCUGAAGAGAAAAUUGAUUUGAGGGCUUUGCGAUUGCCAAAUGGCCAAUCCACGGCAGUUCCGACCACUUCACCAUCCUCUGCAGCGGAUUUGGAACAUGCAGAUAAGGAAAAAACAGCAGAUAAGAAGCCCACUGCUCCGAUCAAGAAGAUCAUACUGAAUAUGAAUAAACGAAAAUUGCCACGUGAGCAAAUCGCUCAAUUGGCCAAAGAAGUGCACAAGCAAGCAAUGCAGCAUGUCCAGCAGCAGAAGCCGCCCAGCAGAGACACUCAAGCUGUAGAAUUAGUGGAAGCUUUAGGCUCAGUCGCCAGCAAUAUCAAAACCAUACCUCCUAUGAAUGCGACUUGUGCAUCUUCAAAUGCUCCAGUCAUUAAAACUUCCACGAGUACUGAACCAUCUUCCUCAUCUGCAAUACCCUCACCGCUAACAAGUCCAAUUAUUGAAACGUUACCUAGUCCGAACCUUUCUUUAUUAUCAUCAGCUCCGUUGAUAACUUCAGUCACAAGUAAAAAACCUCCUUCGUCACUUAUAAUAGCUUCCUCGAUAAUAACACCUGGGAGCAUUAAACUUGGUUCAUCACCAGAAAUCGCCGCGCCUUCUAAAAUUCUAGUUACUAAAGCUUCUACAAAUUUAGAAUCUUCCGGCCCAUCUUCAGUAAUCUCGCGAUCCUCAGUUACAGCAAUACCGCGCACAGAUACUGUUGGCGCAUCUUUAAUAAAUCCAAGCAUUGAAACUUGCUCGACAACAAUAACAGUUUCCCCACCAAGCAAGGCCACCAAAGGAACAACAAAUAAGACAACUAUCGAGAUUCGCUCACCAUCAUCAUCAUCUUCGUCGUCACCCCUGCCAUCAUCAGCGCCAUCUUCUUUAUCAGCGUCAGCAGAGGUUAAGAACGACCCAACAAACCAUGAUUUAUCCGCCGUGGAUUUCAUAGCACAGCUGACUGCAACUGAGGAUGGCGAUUCAAAUAACUAUUUUGAGCUGUCCCCUGAGGAAAUGAGUUUGAAUGCAAAAUUUGGCAAUUCUCAGUCCUCAAUUCCACCUCCACCUGCACAAACUACAAAGCCGAAGGAUGAUUUGGCCAUAGGCAAGAUAUUACAACUGCAGGAUAUGGAUUUUUUGCACGCCACAUUAAAUGUGAAUGGCAAGGAACCCAAUGUCUUAUCUAUUAGUCCAAAUGCAACGAUUGUGGAGAGCAGCGCAUGUACAAAAGAUACUGAAAUUCCAGCCUUGGAUAGCAAUAACGAAGAACAGUCAGACAAGGUCAAGUUUAAACCUAUGAAGAUAACAGCGCUAAAAAAUGUGUGUGGCAAUCCAGAAAAGAACAAUGCUUUAUCGAAGUCCUCAACUGUAGUAGAAGCAGAGUCUUCUGUGGAUGACACGCCCAAAGGGCAAAUAAUUUCAGUGCCUGAGACUAAAGUUCAAUUACAUGGAGUGGAAGAAAAAAAGCAGAUUGCUAAGCCGAUACCUUACAAACCCAAAAAGGGCAAAAUCAAUUUGGUACAACGUAACAAAAAACCAAAUGUUUCUAAGCCGAAUGAGAGUAUAGGAAAAAAUGUAGCUGAAGAACUGUUACGCACAUCUGAUAUGGAUAUUUCAUCUGAUAGUAUAGAGCUGAAGGAUGUACAGUGUGUUCAGAAUUUAAUGAAUGAAUCCCUUGAAGGUGUGACGGACAGUAAAACACAAUCACGGAAUGAUUUAAAUCAAAACGUGUCCCAUAAAAAUCCCGCUGAAGUGAAAAAUAAAAUUGAACAAUCAAAAGAAACUAUAGAUGAAAAAGAAAUAGAAACAUAUAAUGGACAGUCUAUGGAAGACGUAAAGGAUUCCAUGAAUGAAAAUACAUAUGCAACAGAAACAGUCAGGAACAGCAUAGAAAAUUUAACCAGCACAUCAGGUGAUAAAAGUGUGAUCUCAAAUAAAAUAGAACGUGUGAUAACUAAAGAUGAUGAAGACGUAAAUAAUGUUGUUACUAAUACGGUUCAAGUGAAUCCCGUCAAAGAAAGAGACCUAUCGCAGCUAUAUCAUCCGCCUAAGAUGUCAAAGCUUAAGUCUGGCAUGUCAAACAAGAAGGAUGACAAUAAUGGGACCGUUCAUGAGGAAGCUAAUUCGGCAUUUACACCAACAUCAGCUGUGUCACUUUUCGAUGCUGUAAAGCAAAAACAGCCUCCGCCACAAGAAGCAUUGGGUAUCAAAAAUCUUGUGACCCACUUGGCAGCAGAGAAAGUGGUGCCGUGCAGCAACGAGGUCAAGCCGGAGUCGACAGCUAAGCUGCCUAGAAAGAAGCUAGUGAAAACGCGACCGGUGCUGACCGCCAAGAGACCUGCAAAAGCUGCCCAAGCAAAGGCAACCGCAUCCGACAAAGCAGAAUCUCUACAUGCAAUGAAAAGACCACUUCAUGUGGAGAGCAAUACAAAUGGGGCCCAUCGAACAAAAACAUCCAGCACCAGCGAUGACGAUGGUGAAUUUUUUCAUGGUUUCGAAGAGAAAUCGAGCAGUAAACGUGUCAAGCAUUCCAAGGCUAGAGAAACGGACAUAAGUGAUGAUGCCUCGCCGGACUAUGAUGAGACCGAAGAAGAUCCCCACUCGGACAUCGAAUUGCUAACCAAUAAACCAAAGACUGAAGCUGUUGUAAAUAAUAAUGUGACCAAUGAAUCAAUUGACCAGGAAGUAGAGGUAAAAACCAUGAGUAAAGAAGUUGUCGUUCCAACUGAGCCAGUUGUAGGGGGGUCAUUGAAGCGAAAAGCAUCUAAGAGGAACGCUAGCGCGCAGGAGGCGGGAUUAGAAUCUGCGCCGAAACGUGCCCGUAGGACUAUGAAAGUAAAAGACGCGAAAAGCGGCUCGAAGUCGGCAGUAAACGUCAAAAGUCCCGAGUCGAAGGAUGUGAAUCCUUCGACAGAUGCUAUGAAAAUUGAAAAUGUCAUGGAAAUAAAUACGCCGGAUGAAGUUGAACCAUCUCCAGUAAAGAAAAGGCGAGGUCGGCCGCCAAAAUCCGAAGCGUUAGAUUCUUCUGUUAAGCUAAUUACACCAAAAGCCAAAGUACAAUCGAAAGAUAAGAGCAGCAGCUUGUCUAAGGCUGCCGCAUCCACUCCUAAGACGUUAAUAACACCGACGCCAAAGCGCCGUGGUCGCAAACCCAAAGGAAUGGAAGGCGUCAAUGAUGUCCCUGAUUCCUGCAAGCAAAUCAACGACUACUACAAGCGACUGUUACUCAUACGCAAGCGAUCGCAAUUGGAGACCGAUGAGGAGUUGCGAGAGGAUGGCCGAGGUGAGGGCGAUCUGCAAUGUGGCUUGUGUCUCGUGCGCUGUAACAGUGACGCCUGGCAGUCGCAUAUCGCAGAGCACUACGGCGUUGGCUGGCCUAUCGGGGAACCUGCUCCGUUGCUCACUCGCAAUAACGUGGUGAAAAUGAUUAAAACUUAUAUGAAUGGGGGUACCAGGCAACUGAGUUGUCGUUUAUGUAAAAGUGAACUGAUUUCCGCUAUGGGAUUGUUAAUACACUUGGAAGGUUGUGGUACCAAGCAGCGCAUAGUGUGCGAGCACUGCAACGGUAGUUAUACCAAGCUAUCCUUUGCGACGCACAGUCGCUCCUGCUUUAAGCGUGUGUCAGUGCAAAGUGAAAAGGAGCCGGCAGCUGAGGCAGCGCCAGAUGUAGAUACAGUUUACAGUAAUACAGGUCGCACCAAGCGCAAGUCCACCUUGAAAGCUGAAACAAAAUUGGAGAAGAUUGCAAGUCAAACAGAAAAUAGCAAGGACACCGAUGGCGACGCAUCCGACUAUGAAAUUACCGCGGAUAAAGAAUCAUCUGAUGAUGAAGACGAUGAGUCGGAAGUCUCGAGUAUAAGUGAUGAGCCUGUUAAAAUACCGCCCAAACGAGAAAAUGCAUUGUGUAAUCGUAUUAAUAUUAGAAAAGCGAUGAAGGAGCGCAGCAAUUAUUUUAUCAAAAAGAAUUAUGCCAAAGACACUUUGUAUCCGCAUUUACUGCCCCGAUAUGAAAAGCUUUUGCCUGCCGAUGCUGAAGAACUGUUGCCAUCUAUGGAGUCCACUUCCAUGCGUUACGCCUAUGGCGAAGAGCAUGAGAACGCCUGGAUGCAUUUGACGCCGGAGGAGGGCUUUCAAAAAGAGGAUGAGUCUGUCUGCUAUCUUGGCACACCUAUUAAGGAGCUUGCAUGGGUGCCUUUACCAUCGACUGUAAAGACACAAUAUUUGUUAUGCUCUCAACGCAAUAAGGUGCUCGGCUAUUCCCGUCAAUUUAAGGACAACCCGGAAAAAGCAUUACUGUUCCUGGUCGAAUGCAAGAUGUCGCCAGGUUGUGAGGACAACGUCUUUCCAUUGCAGAUUCGAGUGCAUUAUAGUAUAUGUGUGCCAGAAGGACCGGUGCAUAGCAUAGCAUUUAUGCCUAGCGGCGGCUACGAUGAAUCUAUAAACCGAUUGGGUUUACUUGCCGUGGGCAGUUUAUCGGGUACAGUUAUUUAUGCGCUGCCAUUAUGCCUUAAGAACGAGAGCGACCAUACGAAUAAACAGCGUGAUGUUAUUGUUUUGCAACCAGUGCUUACACUUAGCUUGGAUAUAGAUAAUCCUGUGCAGGAUGCGUGCACUAAAAUAUGUUGGUCUGAAAGUUCUGGUCACAGUUUGAUAGUGAGUGGCUACGUCAGUGGAAAUGUGGCAUUUUAUGACAUUUCGGACGACCAAGGACUGAAUUACAUGGAACGUAAUAAUCAACGUUACUGUGUACCUGCUCAUUUCUUUUAUUUUGGCGAAAGAAAUAUAUAUCAUCUGGAACUGCACUAUGACACGAAUGGAGUCCGUUGGUUGGUUAUUGGUACCACGGUGCGUAAGCUUUGGGUCUAUGACGUAGCAAACUUAUCGCAACCGAUGCCAAUUAUUGGUGACACCGUAUGUAAUUUGUAUUUGGGAUGCCUUGCCUGGUCUCCUUUGUGGGAGUCCGUGGUUAUUGGAUGCACCGAAGUUUAUAAAGCUCAGUUUCCGCGCUUGCUAACGCUAAAUCCAUCGGGCAUGAAUUUCAGCCAUGCGACGUUUGAUAUAACGCUGAGUAGUGCCCGUUCAGUGCAUUUCAAUUGGGAGCAUUUGACAUUAGUUGCUGUGACGGAUAACGGAGAUGUGGACUUCUUGUUUUGCGAUCAAUUAAAUUUGCUACAAAGACGAUCGAGGGACUGUCGUGUCGCAUCGACAAUGGAUGUGCGUUGCUUGAACGGCAGUGCGGAAUCGAAUUUGGUUACCCCAGAAGAAUUUAAGCAAGACUACGGGUUGAUCCUCAAGCCACUUACAAGAAUAGCUCAGAAGAAGAAGAAGUCAACUUAUUUAAACAUAAAGAGACUACCAAAUUUAGAUCUGGUAUCCCUUAUGCGUCUCAAUUGUGUACGAUGGAACUGGAAUGUUGAAGCACGUAAUUGGGUAGCCGUUGGUGCUGAGCAUGGUUUACUUCGUAUAAUCAAUUUUGAUGCGGAUAAAAAAUUUAAAUAUUUUUGAUAUACCCACUAUUGAGAUUUUAGUUGUAAUAAAUAAUUAUGUUAAUAUUAUAAAAGUAACGGU
Molecule: messenger RNA, 6690 nt
Organism: Drosophila arizonae
Lineage: Eukaryota; Metazoa; Arthropoda; Insecta; Diptera; Drosophilidae
Biological process (GO): transcription by RNA polymerase III
Cellular component (GO): transcription factor TFIIIC complex
Molecular function (GO): protein binding
Source: RefSeq, a predicted model, not a curated record